Molecule: messenger RNA, 660 nt
Organism: Acaulospora morrowiae
Lineage: Eukaryota; Fungi; Glomeromycota; Glomeromycetes; Diversisporales; Acaulosporaceae
Source: the annotation of a GenBank genome assembly
AUGAACAACUUCAAAGCCGAAGUUAAAUCUGAACACCUUUCCAAUUUUUACGAAAUAAUGUACAAUGUGGGCAGCAUUUGUCCUCAGUUGACGUUGACAGGUUACCUUGAAGUCGGAUGGAAUUUUCUCAUAGAAUUGAACACUGUAAUGUUUCAAUCAAUAAACUGCCCAUCAAAAAAGGUUUUUCGAAUUGAAGCGGAUUCAGGAGUUUCAAGAAUAUUUCAAGAAAGUAAACACGUUACCUCAUUACAAAUUUACGAACAAAUUUCGUCAUCGAUAUAUAAUCUUCUCUCGUUUGAGGUCAUUGAAAAUGGGUUUAAAACCAUAUAUACCAUUGUUUAUAAUUCGGUACCGGAAUUCACAAUUGAGAUAAAUGACGAUACUUCACAGUUUAAAAAUUCAUGGUCAGUACUUCCAACGGUUCUCGAAAAAUGGUUAAGCGUGACCGAUGAAGAUCAUGAAGAUGUCUACUUUAACCACGGAACCAACAUUCUCAACAUCAAAUUCACGUGUGGAGACGAUGACAAUGAUUUCAACAUAGAUGUGAACAAAAAAGAUUUUAUUGCAUACAAUAUUAUUGAACAGGUGCAAUUCAAAGUCACGAGACAGGAUUUAAGUCAAAUGCUUCCAUUCGUCAAAUCCAUUGAUUCGUCCUUUGAC